AUGCGUACCAAUUCUUCAUCCACGAAUGCGCUGCGUCGAUCUGAUGCGAUAUCCUUAACAAACGAGCAAAGAAAAGAAUGGAGCGCUUGUCUGUCGAACAAAUCCACUCAGGACGUUCGUGCUCUUUGGCUCGUUGCGGCCCCGAACGAAGAAAGGAGAACGUUCCUUGUCGCGCACAUCGCUAUUCGAUUCUGGGAGAACCGACUCAGGGCCAAAAGCGCAUUCUGGACGCUGCGUGAAGAGUUUCCCGACCUCCACGACAGAAUCAAUCUUUUCAUCGCUGCGCUGAACGGUGGCCCAGCUGAUGUUGCUCGUGGGUACGGGCUAGUAAGGCUAGAAGCGCGCGGACGCAAGAAGACGAUCCGCAAUAUCAGUGCUGUAAAGGUUGAGGGCCAGAACAACGUGCAGAGACCGACAAAUGAGGAGCGUGAGGACAAGGCGGUUACCUUGAAGCCGCAAAUUGUGCGGAAAGCGACCAGCAAAACGCCCGCUUAUGCAAAGUUGGACUUGGCCUCGAUCGGCGUCACGAGAGAGAAGUUCUGUGGUCCGAGAUAUUAG
Messenger RNA from Cladophialophora bantiana CBS 173.52, 558 nucleotides. RefSeq lists its product as uncharacterized. Bases 1 to 558 code for a protein of 185 amino acids. The transcript has a single exon. The record is from RefSeq and is a predicted model, not a curated record. Lineage: Eukaryota; Fungi; Ascomycota; Eurotiomycetes; Chaetothyriales; Herpotrichiellaceae.